CUCCCACCGUGUAGGCAGCCUCCUCCUGACUGCAGUCACAACUGCUCGGCACCGUGUCGACCGCACUCUGACGUCCCCGGCUCUGCGUGAGUCAAGACGCAACAGGGGGAAAUCCCCACGGCAGAGAGAGAAAGAAAGAAAGAGAGCUGACGGGAGGUCCCUUUAAAUCCACGCACUCCUUCCCUCUUUGGUGAGGUGCCAGGAACAGCGGAGAGAGGCAGAGAAACAGGGAGCGACAACAACAACAACAACGCGGCGGCGGCUCAUUUGGACGGAUUCAGCCGCGACUUUCCCACACAUUUGUGGCGUGUUUCUCUUUGUUUUUUCGUGUGUGUUUUUGUGUGCUUCUACACGUUUCGGCGUUGAGAGCCACUCCGGAAGUGAGAGUCCUCGCUGCGACGCCACAGCUACGCCCGGGUCUGCGCUGACACCUAGCGGCCGCUCGGCAGAACUGCAGCAUGUACGGAGCGUCAGGAAUCCCCGAGCUGAUCCCGCACAGCGGGCCGCCGCGGCAGCCCGGCCCGGCGGGCCAGUUCAACCCGGGUCACCCGCAGGGGGACGGGCACGGCGGCGGCCAGAACCCCCAGCGGCUCGGCCAGAGGGCUCCGAAGCUGGGGCAGAUCGGCCGGACCAAAAAAGUGGACCUGGACGAUGAAGACCUGGACGACCUCAUGAACAACAACGGCCAGUGCCCCGUCUCCCUGUCGCCCAUCUCCUAACUUCUCAAAGAAGCGGCAUAACACCCCCCCACCCAGAGACGCCCUCCUCAUCAGCGCUCCUGGUCCUAAGCGUCCUCACGGAGCUCCUGGUGGCCCAGCAGGGCUCCAAACCGGCUCAUUUAGUGCCGGCUGAAGCCCCCCACCCCCACCCCUCCCCUCCAGGAGGAGGGGUACCCUGAUUGUAAAUAGUGUCUAUUUAAGUGCUCUCAGACUGUGAAUGAAUCGUACCGCGUCUCUCUCUCUCUCUGUACCUCUGUAGUUCAUGGGCUGUCAGGACUCGAAGGGUAUUUUUUUUUUUUUCCCGUAAAGGGCUACACUGCUGCCGAUGGGCCGGGCGUGGCCGACGAGCGUUACCGACUGUUCUCCGGGUUUGUCGUGUGAAGGAGCCGGUUAAUGUGUGAGAGAACGUAAGUUCUGGUGGCGCAACGAGCGAACGGCAUGACUACGCCGACCCCCGGGCGGACGCUCGCUAUUUAAGCUAAAGGAAAACGACUACUGCAAAUUAUUUAUUGUUCAAAGAAACGUGUGUAUAUAUCUUUUGUUUUUGUCAUUGUUGUUGUGGCUUCUACUUGUUUUCUACUUGGAGAUUUAUGCCGUUUCCAAACGGUGCACUUUGUGGGAAUGCCUGUCAUGUGCCGCGACGCUGCGCAGGAACCCGUGCAUGAGGUCUGCGCCCGAACUGCUGUCCUGUGACCUAAGGGCUACGGAGUAGUUUUCCUAAACCAAAACACUGUUGUUGUUUUUAUUUUAUUUUUGCAGAGCUAGCUGCUGACUCAGCAAGAGAAAAAAAAAGUCACGAACAGCAAAUCUUUAUGCACUUUCUUUCUUUCUUUUUUUUUUUUUUUUGUUAUUUCUCAAGACAAAAUGCCAGAGAGUAUAAAUCAGAUUUGUAUCUAAGCAUCUUCUGAUCCGCAUGCACGUGAUUCUCAAGCUGGCCUGUUUAUGUCGAUGAAGUCGUUUGUUUUUUGUUUUUUUGUUACAGCAUCUUUCAAAGUCAGACAAGCUAUUUUAAAGGUUAGAAUUACAGCGUGAGGUCAUAAGAGACGGGCGGCUCUGAUUGGCUGUCGCUGUUGUUGAGGGUUUCGUAAAGGUGGCGGUGGAAUUAGGAGGAAAUUGACCGCUUUUAAAGGCCGCGUCUCACUCAGCGGGCGCGGUUGUCUUUGCCUUUUUGCAUGAAAGUGAUCAACUUUUUAUGAUGCAUCUCUUGAAAAUAAAACUAUGAAACUGCA
Fundulus heteroclitus (mummichog) is the source of this 1948-nucleotide messenger RNA. Its product is annotated as calcium/calmodulin-dependent protein kinase II inhibitor 1. The transcript is spliced from 3 exons. Gene Ontology annotation, biological process: negative regulation of protein kinase activity. Lineage: Eukaryota; Metazoa; Chordata; Actinopteri; Cyprinodontiformes; Fundulidae. The record is from RefSeq and is a predicted model, not a curated record. Gene Ontology annotation, molecular function: calcium-dependent protein kinase inhibitor activity; protein kinase binding. The coding region runs from base 459 to 719 and encodes 86 amino acids.